GUGCCGCUUUUGUUAUUCUUCCUCAUCAACUUUAUACGUGCAUCCGCAAUGACAGCGCAUCGCAGCGGAAUUGCAGGCACCAGCUUUCCGAAAGCCAUAUCCUCGCUUCUUCGAGAACACUUUUUUUUUCUUUCUCUUUUCAGGCCUUUGAUGGCGUAGCGUUAUUCAACGGUUCACUUGAAUUUCCUGUGCCAUUUUUUUCCACUGACUCUUUCGUACACACUUCUUCGAAAUUGGUAGAAGAUCAAUGCGUCGGCGUGGAAAUUCGGAGCCGAAGACAUCUGCACACCCGUCGAUCACAGCUGCUGCUGCGGCUUCGGCUGCAGCACGUGCGGCGGCAAAGCAACCUUCCACGCGGCAGUCGCGGCGGCGCGGGUUUUGCAUCGCCACAGGUUGCUUUUUAUUUUGUUUGAUCGUCUACGUGUGCCUGAAAGGAUUCUCCGCUACCUCGGCCCUGCCGGCGAAUUCUGUGCGGACGACAAAGCCCGGUCUGCGUGUGACGGAGCGUGAUGUUGUCGCGCUCGGUCUUGCUACCCAACAGGUCGCGGACCUGGCAACGCUGCCGGGCUUUGACGAACUCUCCAAGAUCGAAGCGCAGCUCGGCGCAGUUUAUUUGAUGCUGCUGGAACAGGUUGCCGCUGCAGAGGAGCUCGAAGACGGUGGCCACGCACUUCGCCAGUUGGAUGUUAGCCAACAUUACCUGUCCAGCGUGGCGGAUGCACUUCGACGGGCCGCGGAUGUCAGCUACACAAAGCUGAAGCGCAUGCUACUGCGUGAGCUGAACGCGGAGCUUGCCAUGGCACCUACGUCUCUUGUGCGGACCAUGUACGGCUGGAUGCUCAGCGACCUCUUCCUUUACUGCGCUGUGCUACCGGAGUACUACCUUUUGAAAGAUGACACGGCAGCGCACGCGGUGGUGCUGCUUCGUUCGGUGAAUCUGCUAUCCUGGAGCUCAUUGGUGCACACAGGGACAAACCCAGAACUGGUCGAUGUGCAGCUGGCGAGCGGCGCGUCCUUGGCGAGCUACGACAUCUUCAACUGGUCCAGCGGCGCCGCGUGUAGGAAAAGCCCUCUCGGCGCGCUCUCGCCGAAGUGGAUGCAGUUCUGCGGGACCUCCUUUUCCUCGACCGCCGCAGUGGCGCGCCGCACAGCUGCGACCUAUGAGGAGCUGAUUGUGCUGCACCCCGACUACGCCCCACUGCGGCUGCAUUACGCAGUUGCAUUUUCCUUUUUGGGUGCAGGCGAGACUGCCGGGGCACGUGGUGAUGAUGGCGCCGACGCUGCUGCGGGUGGUGCGUUCUCUUCGUGGUCGGACCACGCAAGGAAGGCACUGGGGGUCGUGCGCAACGAUCGUGAGAAGGUGGGGGUGCGUUACGAGCAAGCGGACGGCGUUCACCUCCUUGUGCUGACGCUGCUGGAAGCGUAUCUUACCCCGGCGGACGAGUGGACCUCGGAGCAAAAUGCGCAGCUGGUACACGCGCUUGGUGAACUCAAGAGCUGCGAGAGGGUGCGGAUGUCGCUGUUGGCUCCCACUGGAUGGAGUGGAAGUGCUUUUCAGCAGGAGUAUCGUGUGCCUAUUCUCACCCCGGAGCAGGUGAGCGCGCUGCUGGCAAAGGCCCAGGUGCACCUUGGCGCCGGACACUCCGCACUUACCCCGUUCCAUGCGUGUCUGUAA
Leptomonas pyrrhocoris is the source of this 1675-nucleotide messenger RNA. RefSeq lists its product as hypothetical. The transcript has a single exon. Bases 248 to 1675 code for a protein of 475 amino acids. The record is from RefSeq and is a predicted model, not a curated record. NCBI's taxonomy places the organism in Eukaryota, Euglenozoa, Kinetoplastea, Trypanosomatida, Trypanosomatidae.